This is a messenger RNA of Closterium sp. Naga37s-1, 1494 nucleotides long. The record is from the annotation of a GenBank genome assembly. Lineage: Eukaryota; Viridiplantae; Streptophyta; Zygnematophyceae; Desmidiales; Closteriaceae.
AUGACUCGCAGGACCCUUUCUCUCGCCCUGCUUCUAUCGCGCCAGUCAGACGUACAUGGAGGCUUGGUGGCGCUCUUGUGGUACUGGUGGCUCACUGCUCUCUACACGGGAGCCACCGGGCGUCCACUCAUGUACUGGCGUGAAAGCAUUGAGACACCUCAUUUCUUUCUACCUCCCCUCGCCCUUGCCUUCUUCCUUCCCUUCCAUACACUCCUCGCCUCCUCUGCCCUCACGCCAACGUACAUCAACGGAGGCCCGGUGGCGCUCGUGUGGUACUGGUGGCUCACAGCUCUCUUCACUCACUGCGUCGCCCUCACUUUCGCGGAAGUUUCCUCCUCCUUCCCUAUCUCAGGUUCGCUCUACUUUUGGGCGGCAGCUCUUGCUGGCCCAAAGCACGGCCCCUUUGCCGCCUGGAUCACCGGCUGGUUGGAGUUCUUUGGCAUAUCUGUGGGGCUGGGCGGCGUGGCCUUUGGGGGCGUGCAGCUGCUACAGUACACCAUCUAUGCUGCUACAGGGGGUGCCAAUAACGGGGGCUACUUUCUCAGCAACUACGAGUGCUUUGGGAUCACAGCGGGCAUGCUUAUAAUGGGGGGGCUGCUCACCUCACUGCCGAUUAAAGUGAUUGGACGAAUCAACGUCUUCACUGCGGUCUGGCAGAUAGUCCUCACACUCGUGAUCAUCGUGCUGCUGCCGUGUGUGGCUGUCACCACCCAACCUGCCUCGUUUGUCUUCACUCACUAUCACGUGCAGCUCAAUCAGAGCCAACUGCCUAAUGCCGCAUAUGCCUUUGUGGUGGCCCUUCAACUCUCCCUGUACGGCCAGUACAGCUACGACACUGUAGCACACAUGGCAGAAGAGACAAAGCACGCCGACCGCAUGAUCCCGCUAGCCAUGGUGUCGUCCCUCUCGUGUGUGUGCGUGCUGGGGUGGGGGCUGCUCGUGUCCCUCACCUUCUGCAUUCAGAGCGACGACCGGCUGUUGGGGACAGACAACGAGACAGGGGGGGCGUACCCUGUGGUUCAAAUCAUUUGGGACGUGUUCUUUCGCCGCUACGGCAGCGGCACAGGGGCAGUCAUCAUCCUCUGCUGCAUGUCCCUCGCGUUCUUCCUCGGGGUUGUCGGCGGCCUCACAGGCGCAUCCCGAGCGCUCCCCUUUGCCUCUCUCUGGCGCCGGGUCAACCGCAGCCGCACGCCCAUCUACGCUGCCUACUCCCUGUCUCGUGACUCAGGCCUCCCGUUUGCCUCUCUCUGGCGCCGUGUCAACCACAGCCGCACGCCCAUCUAUGCCGUCUGGCUCUGCUGCAGCAUCGCCAUCCUCUUCUCUCUCCCCCUCCUCGACGACUCAAGCACCUUCCAUUUCAUCACCUCGCUCGCCACCGUGGCGUGGGUGGGAAGCUACGCUGUGCCUAUCUUCUUCCGGCUCAUUCAAAGUGAUGAGGACUUUGAGCCUGGGGCGUUUAGUCUUGCCCCCUACGUCGGCCACACGGGAAGGUGA